Messenger RNA from Dromaius novaehollandiae (emu), 5885 nucleotides. RefSeq names its product anoctamin 8 (gene ANO8). Bases 248 to 3475 code for a protein of 1075 amino acids. The record is from RefSeq and is a predicted model, not a curated record. NCBI's taxonomy places the organism in Eukaryota, Metazoa, Chordata, Aves, Casuariiformes, Dromaiidae. The transcript is spliced from 17 exons.
CCGGACACCUGGGCCCGCGGCCGGUGUCGCCGGGCGCUGGGGAGCCGGCGGCCAACCAGACAAUUAAAGGGGCCGGGAGCGCGGCGGAGCCGCUUUGUCCCCUCCUCCCGGCGGCGGCGGCGGCGGCGGCGGCUCGGGCGGCAGCGGCCCCGCGCCCGCAGCCCCGGCGGCCCCAUGCGGCGGCCCCCGCCGCGGCCCGCAGCCCCCGCAGCCCCCGCAGCCCCCGCAGCCCCCGCAGCCCCGCACCAUGCCCGAGCCGCCGGCGGCAGCGCAGGACGGCGAGCGGCCCCGGCGGGCCCCGGGCGGCGAGGAGCGCGCGGAGCCGGCGGCCCCGGCCGGCGUCCUGGAUAAGCUCUUCGGGAAGCGGCUGCUCCAGGCCGGGCGCUACAUCAUGUCCCACAAAGCCUGGAUGAAGACGGUGCCCACGGAGAACUGCGACGUGCUCAUGACCUUCCCGGACACCACCGACGACCACACGCUGCUCUGGCUCCUCAACCACAUCCGCCUGGGCAUCCCCGAGCUCAUCGUGCAGGUGCGGCACCACAAGCUCACCCGCGUGUACGCCUUCUUCGUCACCGCCACCUACGAGAGCCUGCUGCGCGGCGCCGACGAGAUCGGGCUGCGGAAGCCGGUGAAGGCCGAGUUCGGCGGCGGCAUGCGCAGCUUCUCCUGCGAGGAGGACUACAUCUACGAGAACAUCGAGAACGAGCUUUACUUCUUCACCUCUCAGGAACGGCAGAACAUCAUCAGGUACUGGCUGGAGAACCUGCGGGCGAAGCAGGGCGAGUCGCUGCACAACAUCCACUUCUUGGAGGGGCAGCCCAUCAUCCCGGAGCUGGCCGCCCGCGGCGUCAUCCAGCAGGUCUUCCCGCUGCACGAGCAGAGGAUCCUCAAGCGGCUCAUGAAGUCCUGGGUGCAGGCGGUGUGCGAGGCCCAGCCGCUCGAUGAGAUCUGCGACUACUUUGGGGUGAAGAUCGCCAUGUACUUCGCCUGGCUGGGCUUCUACACCUCGGCCAUGGUGUACCCCGCCGUCUUCGGCUCCAUCCUCUACACCUUCACUGAGAGCGACCAGACCAGCCAGGACAUCUGCUGCGUGGUCUUCGCCAUCUUCAACGUCAUCUGGGCCACGCUCUUCCUCGAGGAGUGGAAGCGCCGCGGCGCCGAGUUCGCGUACAAGUGGGGGACGCUGGACACCCCGGCCGAGUCCAUCGAGGAGCCCCGGCCCCAGUUCAGGGGCGUUAAGCGGAUCAGCCCUGUGACCAGCGCCGAGGAGUUUUACUACCCGCCGUGGAAGCGGCUGCUCUUCCAGUGCCUGGUCAGCCUGCCCGUCUGCCUCUUCUGCCUCUCCUUCGUCUUCCUCGUCAUGCUGGGCUGCUUCCAGCUCCAGGAGCUUGUGCUGAGCGUCAAGGAGCUGCCCCGGAUCAUCCGCUUCCUGCCCAAGAUCGUGCUGGCCGUCAUCGUCACGGCCUGCGACGAGCUCUACAAGAAGAUCGCGUACUGGCUGAACGACAUGGAGAACUACCGCCUGCAGAGCGCCUACGAGAAGCACCUCAUCAUCAAGAUAGUGCUGUUCCAGCUCGUCAAUUCGUACCUGAGUCUCUUCUACAUCGGUUUCUACCUCAAAGACAUGGAGCGGCUGAAGGAGAUGCUGGCCACGCUGCUCCUCACGCGGCAGUUCCUGCAGAACGUCAGGGAGGUGUCGCAGCCCCACCUGUACCGGCGGCUGCGCCGCGGCGAGCUCAGCCUGCGCCGCCUCCGCGAGCUGGCCCGCACCGCCCUCCGGCUGCUGGCCCCCCGCCGCCCCCCGCCGCCCCGCCGCGGCCCCCCGCCGCCCGGCCCCGCGCCGCCCGCCGCCCCGGAGAAGAAGUGUCUGAACGGGGGCUGCGGGGUGCCCGAGGAGGAGGAGGAGGAGGAGGAGGAAGGGCGCCGCGAGUCCGACUCGGAGGACGAGAGCGCCCUGGACUGCGGGCUCAAGCUGAAGAAGGUGAGCUUCAUCGAGAAGGCGGAGCGGCGCGGCGGCGGCGGCGGCGGCGAGCCCGGCGGCGCCGAGGACGACAGCUUCCUCGAGGAGGGCAGCCCCACCAUGGUGGAGAAGGGCAUGGACCCCGCCUCCGUCUUCGAGCUCUGCGAGGACGAGGAGGAGGCCGAAGGUCCCCCCGGCAGCCCCGCCAGGGCGCCGGAGCCGGCCGCCCCGCUGCGCUCAGGCCGGAGGAGGAGGGCGGCCGAGAGCCGGGAGGAGGAGGAGGGCGAGGAGGAAGGCAGGAGGCAGAACCGGGCCUCCUGGAUCGACCCGCCGGAGGAGGACUACUCCACGCAGCUGACGCAGGCCGAGGUGGAGAGCUGCAUGAAGAAGUACGAGGACACCUUCCAGGACUACCAGGAGAUGUUCAUCCAGUUCGGCUACGUGGUGCUCUUCUCCUCCGCCUUCCCCCUGGCCGCCAUGUGCGCCCUGGUGAACAACGUCAUCGAGAUCCGCAGCGACGCCUUCAAGCUGUGCACGGGGCUCCAGCGCCCCUUCGGCCAGCGGGUCGAGAGCAUCGGGCAGUGGCAGAAGGUGAUGGAGGCCAUGGGCGUCCUGGCCAUCGUGGUGAACUGCUACCUGAUCGCCCAGUGCGGCCAGCUGCAGCGCCUCUUCCCCUGGCUCAGCCCCGAGGGAGCCAUCAUCUCCGUGGUGGUGCUGGAGCACUUCGCCCUCUUCCUGAAGUACGUCAUCCAAGUGGCCAUCCCCGACAUCCCCGCCUGGGUGGCCGAGGAGAUGGCCAAGCUGGAGUACCAGCGCCGCGAGGCCUUCAAGAAGCACGAGCGCCAGGCGCAGCACCACUUCCAGCAGCAGCAGCGGCGCAAGCGGGAGGAGGAGGAGCGGCAGCGGCACGCCGAGUACCAGGCCCGCAAGGAGCGCGAGUCCGGCCGCGACGAGGCCAAGGCCGAGGCCGCCGGGCAGGACCCGGCCCACGACAAGAGCCAGAGCAAGGGCAAGGGCGCCGGGGCCGCCUCGCACGCCUCCGACAAGCCCAAGAGACCCAGCUCCCUCCUGGCCACCAACAAUGUCAUGAAGCUCAAGCAGAUCAUCCCUUUGCAGGGCAAGUUCCUCUCCGGGGGGGCCGGGGCCGCCGGCACGGCCGCGGCCAGGUCCCCCCAGUCGCCCACCGGCAGCGAUAACAAGCUCCCCGGCUUCCUCAGCUUCAAGUUCCUCAAAUCGCCGGAGACUAAGAGGGACGCGGGGACCGAGAAGGUCCAGUCGCCCACCAAGCCGUUCAACCCCGGCAAGCUCUUCAACUUCGGCAAGUCCGAAGGGGCCGGGGGCAACGGUGCCGCCGCGGCCACCGCCUCGCCCCAGCCCCGGCCCGGGCCCUCCUCGGACGCGGGCGAGAAAGCGGCGCCCGGCAGGUCCCAGCUCAACGGGGCGCCGGACGAGGGGGGCCGCGAGGAGCCGGAGCUCCGGGCGGAGGAGGAGAGCGGAGGCUACAAACUCUGACCAGGGGCUUCGGGGCGACCGCGGCCCCCCGGCCCGUUCUCCGAGCAGCCGAGGACCUCGUCGCCCUCUCGGCUCCCUUCGCCGUCCCCCCGCCGCAGGGAGCGCGGAGCUGGGCCGUGCUGGGGCAGGCUGCGCCCCGCCGGAGCGCCCAGCACCCACGGGUGCACCAUCCCCCUCCGCUGCGUCCCCGCGCAUCCCUCCGGCUCAGGGGCACCUGCUGCCGCCCCGGCCCCAGCUCCGGCGGGGGCCUGGCCUCAUCUUGCAUCGCGGACGCGUGAGCGAACCGCCGCCGAUCUGAGCAGCAGGGUCUGCCCGCAUCCUCGGCCGGAGCAUCCCAGGGUGCUGCCUCCGGACGCCCGCAGCAGUGGAGAUGGCACCGUCCCGCCGGCCGCCCGUCCCUGCACCCGCUGCCGUUGGGAAGAGCCGGGGCACCGCCGCCAUCCAGCUUGCAGGCGCCCAAGGAGCCGCGCGGGAGCUCAGCGCCGCGAGAGCCACCGGUCCCGCCGGCCUGGCGCCGGCGGAGGGAGCGGGGCUCAGCCCGGGGCGGCGGGAGCAGCAGCCAGGAGCCCGAGCCACCCGUGCCGACGGCCUCUUCGCCAUACAGCCAUCGUCCCGCGGUGCCCCGGGACCCGGCCCGCGCCCUGCUUCGCCCCGCCGCGGCUCACGGCCGGUCCUGCUGCCCGGGGCUUGGACUCUCCCUCUUCUCCCAGCGCCGGGGCAUCCUGCUGCCCCAGGAGCGGGCUGCCGGGAGGGAGGGGGGCGAGCGUGAGCCGCCUGCAUUUCCAUGCAUGGGCAACAUUUCUUGCACUAAAAACAAAACAAAACCCAAUGCAAGCGACUCUUUGCCAUUCUUCGUGUGACGGCACGCGCAGGACGCCGGGCAGUGCGGGCUCGGAGCAGCACCACGAGCCGGGACGGUGCCCUGCUGCUUGCUUUCUUCACGGAGCUGCCUUGCAAUGAGGCACGAGCGCAGGGACGUCGUGCCGGAGCCCGGGAGAAGGACUGGGCUGGGGUGCAUGGGCUCGCUGCGAGGGCAGGGCCGGGAGCAGCUCCGCUUCCGCCACAGCUGAGGUUUCGCUGGUGCCGGUUGUCACCUUCAUGCUCGAACAGCCGGCGGCUGCUCCUUGGCUUUUCGGCAGCUUCGCUUGGCACCGCUUCGCUUUAGGCUCCCGGGGCGGAGGCAGCCGUGGGAGCCUGCGUGGGUCAGGGCAGCCCGAGCCCCCGCGCUGCCUCCCACAGCCACGAGUCACAUCCAAAGCGACCCAGGGGAGCCUGGGGCAGGCGCCAGGUCCACGUUCCCCGGCCUCUCCCCAGGGCCCACUCCAUAGGAAACGUCAGGUUUUUCCCCCCCGUCUCUCUCCAAACGUCGUGCUCUUCUUGUCCUCGAACCAAGCCAUUUUGUACAGCAAUAAGCCAGGCCAGGCGAGCGCGGGGGCCAUCCCCGUGGCUUCACCCACCUGCGCGGGGGACGAGGAGCAUCAGCGUCUCCCGCUGCGUCGAUGCAUCCAGAGCUGAGCUAGCGAAAGGCACGCCGAGCCGAGGCUGUGGGAGAGCACUUUCUGGGGCAAGGCCAGGGAAAGGGGAGCGCCGGGCUCCGCCGUGCUGGGAAACCAGGGCAGAGAGGCCCUAAAAAACCCAGCGAGACGGAUGCCAUGGCAGUUGCGCCCCAGAGCCGCGCUCUGAAAGCCAAGCGGGAGCAGCAGGGGUUAGGAGGCGUCAGGAGAGAAGAGCCCCGAGCUCAGCCCGGCUGGUGGCACCCGGUAACUCAGAGCUUUGUCCAGCUCCUGCAACACCCGUAACUGCCCCGGCUUUGCACCCCACCGCGUCCCGCCGGGACCCACAGCACCCGCCGCCCUGCCAGCGCCCAGCCUUUCCCCGCUGCCCAGCGAGCCGAGCACCGCGGGAGGCUCCCGUGGAGGUGACGGCACCCCAGCCCCGCAGGCAGGCUCGCAGGGCCCUCUCCCUUCCUCCACUCACCCAUUCAUUUCGUUUUCUCUAGUUGUUCCUGGGUUCGGCUUACCGAAGCCAAGUCUCACGUCUGUCCUUGUUUCAAACACGCUGGUCUUAAAGGGAGCUUUAUUUAUGUUUUCCUCCUGAGAGCGAGUCCUGGUGUGAUCUACGCCCAGCGCAUCCGCCAGAGGACAGGGCAGGGCCCACCGCCGCCACGACCCGCAGUCGGGGGCAUUUUUAAGCAUUUCUCUAGACCGAGUAUUCCUACAAGUGGCUGCCUGUCUGGUAUCUUGCUCUUCUGGGCAAUUACUGUACAAAGGAGGGAUUUUUUUUUUCUUGCAUUCUUUUUGGUUUAAUUUCUUUUGGAAUUAAAUGAAAUGAAGGGGGUUAUUUAUUUCUUUUUAAUUUAUUUUGUCAUAUUUUUUGUAAGACCUGCAGAAAUGCAAUAAAAAUAUAUUUC